AUGGCUUGUUUAAUAGGAGGAGACGAUACUGAGCUUGCGUAUACACCAGACGCUAGCUCUACUACCGAUCGGAUGUUGGGCAAGUUUCGGAACUGUGUAGCAGGCAAAGAAAAUGUGUUGUUGCUUUUUGAACCAAGUGAGGAGCGUGGGUCAGAUGAUGACAAUGCAGAAGAUUUACUUUUGUUAGCAGACGAACUGGAUAAAUUGGAGACAGAUUUCAUGAGGCUUAAAAGGCUGCAGCUGCAAUGGCAGCAUUUCGAGGCUUGUUUGAAGAAACACAUCAUACCAAGAGGGCUUCGUGUUCUUAAGAUGCCCACAUCAGAUCAGAGCAACUACCAGGAACUUUUUGGUGCUCUUGACAAUUCGUUUCUAGUCGCCUAUGCCAUCGGCAUGUUUUUCAGUGGUAUUUUUGGAGAGCGUCUUCCUUUGCGUUACUACCUGACUAGUGGCAUGCUACUUAGUGGGUUAUUCACAACUCUGUUUGGCCUGGGUUUCUACUGGAAUAUUCAUGCCUUCUGGUUCUAUGUACUCAUUCAGAUCGCAAAUGGCUUGGUGCAGACAACAGGAUGGCCGGCAGUGGUCACUUGCGUUGGGAACUGGUUUGGGAAAGGGAAGCGAGGAUUUAUCAUGGGUAUCUGGAACUCUCAUACCUCUGUUGGCAACAUCUUGGGGUCUCUCAUCGCAGGAGUCUGGGUUUCCUCUGCCUGGGGUCUGUCUUUCAUUGUGCCAGGAGUCAUUAUUGCUGUUAUGGGACUUAUCUGUUUUUUCUUCCUAGUGGAACAAUUUGCUUUACCUGACAUUUAA
Protopterus annectens (West African lungfish) is the source of this 804-nucleotide messenger RNA. RefSeq names its product solute carrier family 37 member 2 (gene SLC37A2). Gene Ontology annotation, cellular component: endoplasmic reticulum membrane. The transcript has 6 exons. Lineage: Eukaryota; Metazoa; Chordata; Ceratodontiformes; Protopteridae. The record is from RefSeq and is a predicted model, not a curated record. The coding region runs from base 1 to 804 and encodes 267 amino acids. Gene Ontology annotation, biological process: glucose-6-phosphate transport; phosphate ion transmembrane transport. Gene Ontology annotation, molecular function: glucose 6-phosphate:phosphate antiporter activity.